Molecule: messenger RNA, 1097 nt
Organism: Mucor mucedo
Lineage: Eukaryota; Fungi; Mucoromycota; Mucoromycetes; Mucorales; Mucoraceae
Exons: 4
Coding region: 102-839 (245 amino acids)
Biological process (GO): CDP-choline pathway
Cellular component (GO): nuclear envelope
Molecular function (GO): choline-phosphate cytidylyltransferase activity; phosphatidylcholine binding
Source: RefSeq, a predicted model, not a curated record
CUUGUGACCAUUAGAUACAACCCGAAACAAGAGAAUAAAAAACAUCUUUUUUUUUUCUCUCUCUCUCUUUUGAUUAUUUCCGAUUAUUGCAACAACAAAAAAUGACUAAAGAUCAAGUAGAUCUCGUGAGUUCUCAACCAGAGUUUGAUUUCAAGAUCAACCAGCCACCCAAGAACCGACCUGUCAGAAUCUACUGUGAUGGUAUUUACGACUUAUUCCACUUUGGUCAUGCUAAAGCACUAGAACAAGCCAAAAAGUCCUUUCCAAAUGUCCACCUUUUAGUCGGAGUCUGUGAUGACCGAGAAACACAUGCUCGUAAAGGUAAGACGGUGAUGACAGACCUAGAACGUUAUGAGUCUGUGCGUCACUGUAAAUGGGUAGAUGAAGUGAUUGAAUCUGCACCUUGGGUCAUCACCCAAGAGUUCUUGGUGGCGCAUGCCAUUGAUUAUGUCGCACACGAUGCUGAACCUUAUCAAUCUACUGAAUCGGGUGAUGUCUAUGCGUUUGUGAAAUCUCAAGGAAAGUUCUUACCGACCAAACGUACAACGGGUGUUUCCACUUCAGAUCUCAUUACACGCAUUGUGCGUGAUUAUGAUGAAUUCUUGAAGCGAAAUUUAGACCGUGGUGUGUCUGCUAAAGAUUUGAAUAUAUCGUAUCUCAAGGAGCAACAAAUGAAAAGAAAAGAUCAAUUGGAAAAAGUAAAGCAUACGGUGAUGGAUCAAUUGGAAUGGUGGGAGUCUCAAAGUCAUCACAAGAUUACAGAUGUAGCCAAGCUCUUUGGAUUCGAGCUAUACGUGGUACGUGUGAUGUAUCUCUACUCUCAUCAAUGUUAUUCAUAAAAAUUAUUAGGGUAACUUUUUGGCUAAAUCUCGGUUCAUCACACAUACUGGUGAUGCUAAACACGAAUACCAUUAAAGUUUUUUUAUUUCUUCUUGCAAUUCAUCAUCAAUGUAGGAUUCGGAUUUCCAUAGGGCGAUACAUCCCGCUAAAUGUUGUCUUGUUGCAAAUCCUUCUCCGCACACGGUGCCUCUUAUGCAUUCCUGGGGAAAUUUAAGAUUAAAAAAUAAAUAAAUAAAUAGACAGACGCUUUUCUUAAA